Messenger RNA from Xyrauchen texanus (razorback sucker), 7528 nucleotides. RefSeq names its product phospholipid-transporting ATPase VA-like. The record is from RefSeq and is a predicted model, not a curated record. Gene Ontology annotation, cellular component: plasma membrane. NCBI's taxonomy places the organism in Eukaryota, Metazoa, Chordata, Actinopteri, Cypriniformes, Catostomidae. The coding region runs from base 334 to 4890 and encodes 1518 amino acids. Gene Ontology annotation, molecular function: ATP binding; magnesium ion binding; ATPase-coupled intramembrane lipid carrier activity. Gene Ontology annotation, biological process: phospholipid translocation. The transcript has 21 exons.
CACCGCAUUUACAGUCAUGUGGAAAGAAUUUAAAUAGUAACUUUGAACGGACACGUUUAUAUGAAUGAGCCACAAAUCUUCUAUUUGUAACAGCGCGCGUGUAUAAUCGCUCGGCCUUAAAAGCAUCUUCAUCAACUGAGGGGGAAAAAAGAUGCCGCUGUAAAACUUUUCAAUGCUUUAACGAGAGAGAGAAUGAAUCGCCACGAUGGGUGAGAAAGACAGAACAGAGAGAACUUUUGAUACUAUCCGACAUCAACAACGAGAAUAAGCAUGAUUACAUAGAUACCGUCUUUACUUGUUUGAGAAAAAGUUUGGCCAGUUUUGGGGCGAAUUAUGGCGCGAGAGAUUGGAGAGUCUGGAGAAGCCACAAGUGCCAAAGUGAAAAAGCAUAAAAGAAGGAAAAGCAAAAAGGAGAGCAAAACAAGGACUGUACACGCCAACCUUUUGUAUGACCAUACCAAAGGAGGGGAAAACCCCAACAGACACUAUGCAGACAAUAAGAUCAAAACCACAAAAUACACUCUGCUUUCUUUUCUACCGAAGAACCUCUUCGAGCAGUUCCAUCGAUUUGCCAACGUGUAUUUUGUUUUCAUCGCCUUACUGAAUUUUGUGCCAGUGGUCAAAGCUUUUCAACCAGAGUUGGCUCUUGCCCCUGUGGUGUUUAUUUUGUCUGUUACAGCUAUCAAGGAUUUAUGGGAGGACUACAGACGCCACCGUUCGGAUAAAGAAAUAAACCAUGUGGACUGUCUCGUUUACAGUAGGAGUGAGAAACACUUUGUCGAGAAAUACUGGAAGGAGGUGCUGGUCGGAGAUUUCAUUCGUCUGCGCUGCAAUGAGAUUCUGCCUGCGGACGUUCUGCUGCUCAGCUCCAGCGACCCUGACCGCCUGUGUCACAUUGAGACGGCCACACUGGACGGAGAGACCAACCUCAAACAGAGGCAGGUGGUGCGCAGCUUCAUCGACCUGGACUGCGAGUUUGACCCAUUAAAAUACAACAGCAUUAUUGAAUGUGAGAAGCCCAACAAUGACCUCAACAGGUUUCGAGGAUACAUAAUCCAUCACAGUGGUAGGAGAGACGGGCUUUACAAAGACAAUCUGCUGCUCAGGGGCUGCACCAUACGCAACACAGAGGAAGCUGUAGGAAUUGUCGUUUAUGCAGGUCAUGAGACGAAAGCAAUGCUAAACAACAAUGGCCCUCGCUACAAACGCAGCAAGCUGGAGCGGCAAAUGAACAUAGAUGUGUUCUGGUGUGUCAUCAUACUCUUGGUCAUGUGCCUCUUUUCUGCAAUUGGGCAUGGCCUCUGGAUGUUUCAGUAUGGAGAUAAGCGGCCAGUCUUUGAUGUCCUGAGCCCAGAAGGAACAGACUUGUCUCCAGUGGUCUCGGCCAUUUAUCUCUUCCUGACCAUGAUAAUUGUAUUCCAGGUGCUGAUCCCAAUCUCGCUCUUUGUCUCCAUUGAAAUAGUGAAGAUAUGCCAAGUGUACUUUAUCCAUCAGGACAUGGAGCUGUAUGAUGAGGAGACCGAUUCUCACCUGCAGUGCAGGGCUCUGAACAUCACUGAAGACCUGGGCCAGAUGCAGUACAUCUUCUCUGACAAGACUGGCACGCUCACAGAAAACAAGAUGGUGUUCCGGCGUUGUACUGUGGCAGGAGUGGAGUACUCACAUGAUGCCAAUGCGAGAAGGCUUGCUAUGUAUCAGGAGGUAGACUCUGAGGAGGAGGACUGUACAUCUCAUGGUGGAAACCUCCCACGUAGGGACAGUGUCGCCAGUAACCAGAGCGGAAAAGUGGUGUUACGAUCCCAGAGCACCAAAUCUCACCGUCGUACCGGGAGCAGAGCAGAAGCCAAACGGGCCAGCAUUCUAUCCAAACACACCGCCUUCAGCAGCCCCAUGGAGAAGGACAUUACACCAGAUCCUCAGCUCAUGGAUAAGGUGAACGAGUGUAGCUGUCAGAUGGAGUUCAUGCGUUUCCACAGUCAGCCCCUGAACAAGAUUCCCCCUGACCUGUGUGACAUCUUUGACUUUUUCAUCGCCCUCAUCAUCUGCAACACUGUUGUUGUGUCCUCGCCCAAUCAACCCCGGCAGAAGGUGCGUCGAUACGAGUUGAAGUCUCCAGUGAAGACCAUAGAGGACUUUAUCAAACGCUUCACCCCAAGUCGCCUGACCUCUGGCUCCAACAGCAGCAGCUCCUUCAGCUUGGCAACCAACUGUUCCUCCUCUCACAGGGUGGGCUCCAGCAUGCUAUCCUCCCCCUCGGCCAAUGGCACGCUUUCCAAGCUGAACGGGGAGAAGCCUCCAGAUCGUAACCUGCAACAUGCCUACAGUCCCAUCCCACCCAACUAUGAUAAAACAAAAGCCUUGGCUCAAGAUGAGUGCGAGCUACGAUUUGAGGCAGAGUCACCAGACGAGGCAGCACUAGUUUAUGCAGCCCAGGCUUAUAAGUGUGCUCUGGUUGGUCGUUUACCUGAUCAGGUGACUGUGGAGCUUCCACACUUGGGCAAACUAAGCUUUGAGCUGUUACACACACUUGGGUUUGACUCCACAAGAAAGAGGAUGUCGGUGGUGGUCAAGCACCCCCUAACUGAGCAAAUCACAGUCUACACCAAAGGUGCUGAUUCGGUCAUCAUGGAUUUGAUCAGACCGGCCACAGAUGAUGUCAAAGGAAAACGACAAAGGAAAGUCUUGUAUAAAACGCAAAACUACUUAAAUCUCUAUGCCGCAGAUGGUCUGAGAACUCUCUGUAUUGCCAAAAAGGUCCUCAGUAAGGAGGAGUAUGCCAGUUGGCUACAGCGCCACCUGGAGGCAGAGACAGCAAUACAGAGAAGGGAGGAGCUGCUUUUUGAGUCUGCUUUACGCCUAGAGACCAACCUUCAUCUAUUAGGAGCAACAGGUAUUGAGGACAGACUUCAGGACGGGGUUCCAGAGACCAUCGCCUCUCUGAGGAAAGCUGGCCUUCAGAUCUGGGUGCUGACAGGAGAUAAACAAGAGACGGCCAUCAACAUCGCCUACGCCUGCAAACUGCUGGACCCAGAGGAAGAGAUCAUCACUCUCAAUGCUGACUCACAGGAGGCCUGUGCCGUAUUACUUGAGAACAGUUUGCACUAUAUCCAAGCCAAGUUCCUUUGCAACUCACCACCAGAUCCUGCUAGAGACUAUACUGGUGUCCACUUCUCUCUAGCUUGUUCCCCGGCUUCCUCUACACACUCCAGCACCUUCCUUGUGCACCGACUUGGACUGGUGAUCGACGGCCGCACCCUGGCUUACGCACUGGACAACAAUUUGGAGGACAAGUUCCUGGCCGUGGCUAGAAGCUGCAGGUCUGUGCUGUGUUGUCGCUCAACACCCCUGCAGAAGAGCAUGGUGGUGAAAUUAGUGCGUAACAAGCUCAAGGUCAUGACCUUGGCGAUAGGUGAUGGGGCUAAUGAUGUCAGUAUGAUCCAAGUGGCUGAUGUAGGGGUUGGGAUCUCUGGACAGGAGGGCAUGCAGGCAGUCAUGGCCAGUGACUUUGCCCUUCCACGGUUUCGAUACCUGCAGAAGCUGCUCUUGGUUCACGGCCAUUGGUGUUACUCUCGUUUAGCCAACAUGAUCCUCUACUUCUUCUACAAAAAUGCUAUGUUUGUCGCCCUCAUCUUCUGGUAUCAGUUCUACUGCGGGUUCUCCGGGUCAGCCAUGGUUGAUCAGUGGUAUCUGAUCUUCUUCAACCUGAUGUUCUCUGCAUUCCCUCAGCUCAUCACUGGCACCUUGGAUAAAGAUGUGUCAGCAGAAACCUUGCAGGAGCUCCCUCAGCUUUACAUGAAUGGACAAAACUCAGAGGAAUAUAAACCCUACAUGUUCUGGAUGAACAUGAUUGAUGCCUUCUACCAAAGCCUCAUCUGUUUCUUCAUCCCAUACUUUGCUUACGCUGAUUCUGAUGUGGAUUUUUUCACUUGGGGCACUCCAGUCACCACUUUGGCCCUUUUCACCAUUUUGCUCCACUUGGGCAUCGAAACCAAAACCUGGACUUGGAUGAACUGGGUAUCGAUUGGCUUCAGUAUAGCUCUAUUCUUCGCUGUGGCUCUGUGCUACAAUUCUUCCUGCCCAACCUGCUUCUCUCCCUCUAACACUUACUGGACCAUGCAGAGGCUGUUGGGAGAAUCCAUAUUUUACCUGCUGUGUAUAGUCACACCUGUAGCCGCACUUCUUCCCAGAUACUUUUAUCGAGCCUGUCAGGGAUCUCUGUUCCCAAACCCUGUCCACGUGGGACGACAGUUGGACAAACUGCCAGUGGACAUGUGUAGGCUCUUUUUAAACCAGAGCCAGAUGAAGCUAGGCUCACUGGGGUCGCUGUUUGCCCCUCGCACCCCACAUUUACCCUUCUGCAGGCCUUUCCAGAAAGACUAUGGGCCCUUAGUGAAGCAAGCCCAAAUGAGUGGCAUCAAACAGAAGGAAAAAGCUAUAGCCAUCCCCGUCCCAUCCAAGAGCAUGGAGAUUAGGGACACACAUUUAAGCUCUGAGAACCAUAUCAAACUCAACUUCAAAAUUAAGGAAAAAGGGCACUCCGGCAGACAGGGCCCAGGAAGCCCCCUCUUGAGUCCCAUUACAGUCUCCAGCACGCUGCCGUACACCAAAGAUACUCCUGGCUCCAGGAUUGUUUUGGAUACCACAGGCCUGGAGGCCACAUUAAACCCAGCAGACCUCUGUCAGGUCGGUUUGCACACCUCCACUCCACUUCUUCCUCAAACUGAAACUAUACAGCUCAUGUCACCACCAAGUAGUCUUUUACAACCAAAGCUAGAAGACAAGGACAAUUCAAAGAAAAGACCACUCCUACUGAAAGGGGGUGGAGACAUUGACCACACCCUGUCAUCUAGCUACUCACAAGAACAUUCACUCAAAACAACGUUUCUGUGAUGCUUUCUUCCUGUUACGCUGAUUCCAAUUUGCAUAUUAGCUUUAGUCUUAUGUUUUAUUUUGAUUGACUGUUUUGUGAUACUUUAGUUUUUUUCUUUUCUAAACCAUCUCAAAAGUUAAGGAGGUUUGUUCCUCAAGGCAAAAGCAGUCAAGAGUCUUUCCUUUAUCUGUUUAUUUGGAUCUGGAUGUUCUGGCGCACUUUAAAGAACCUUCCCCUCCUACCAUCACACUCUCAUGAUAGCACUACAUUCGGCCAGUGUUUUUAUAUUUUCCCCACCCCUAAAAUGUCAGGAGCUACAGAGAUUUCUUAAAUAUGCCUUAAGAUGUUUUCUGUUAGGCUUGAGUUGGUGCCUAGCAAUUUUUUGGGAGGCAAAUGACAAGUUGCACUCUACACUAUUCACUUGUUUGGAUUUGAUGUUUUGCUGUUAGGACUAUGUUGCGCUCCAGUACAGGAUUAUGUUGAAGCUCUUAGAAAUGUACCAGAUAUUGAUAAUCAGUAUAAACUUGAGACAAACCUUGUUAAAUCUGCAUGUUAAAAUGUAAUUGUCCACUAGCGCAGUUGAACAUAGUAGUACCUUUCCAUGCAUAUAUGCUGAUAUGGGGCUUGCAGCAUUUUCCAGCUAUUGUUUGAAUGUCUUUUUUAUUUUAUCAAUUUUUGCUGCUGCUUUGCUUUUCUUGGACAGAAACCUGCAGGAUAGGAUUUAAUUUUUGCCUUUUUUUUUUAAGUUAUAUCAAAGACUGUUGCUUAAAUUGGCAACACCCCAGUUCCAAAUAGUAGACUGUACUCUCAGGGCUAUUUAACUCUACUCCUGAAGGGAUACUCUCCUAGGGAUACAUGGUUGCUACCCAUGUGGUCCAUGCAUCAAGCUACUUAGUUUUUUGACAGUGGGGGAUCCUGGUUGAUGGAAGUACAGGAUUUUACUAAGUGCAUGUGUGAACAGAAGGAUAUGUGCCGAUAAUGCCAUUUGACCCAGCAUAGAAAAGAGCGGCUUUAAGUCUAUUUUAGUACAGUUGAUAUAGUUUUAAAUAAACUUGUAUUUCUCUGCUCCGUUUACUAUAGCUGGAUCCUUCACCAAAGAUGUAAAAAGCACAUGACUUCUGGAUCUUGGCUGGAGUGUUUGUAAUGUAAUCAGUAGUUUGGGCUGAUUGUUUGAUAAGUUAAUUGGCUCAGGGCUGUGACUCCAUUAUUAAGUGUCUUUGUCCAUUACCACCACCACAUAUUACUCUACCCAAAUCAGUCCUUUUUUAAUUACAGGAAGCACUAUUUAUUGUAUGUUUAUGACUAGCUCUCUGGAAACGGCAGCAUACUUUCACAAAAACAUUCCAUUUUGAUCACUGUCAAUUAAUGAAUGGGCAUGUGCAUGACGAUGUGAUUUCUUUUUUUACAUGUAAUGUUGAAAUGCAAUGUUCAGACAAGCACAUGGGUGGUUAGCUUUAUUUCAACAAGAGAAAAUUCCACAAUGCUGCAAAUGCCAGGGGUGUGGUGUGUUAUAAUCCCCUAGAGAGGUGCUAAAAUAGUUUUUAUUGAAAGAUUAGUCAUCUUCUGCUCGCAAAACCUCAAGGCCUUGCCAAUCUGUUCAUUUGGGAUCUCAUUUGGGCAGUCACUAUCAAAAUUGUUGAUUUUAUCAACAGCCUAUCAGGGGGAUUAUGAGAACCAGUGUACUCAUUACUUAAUAUGUGAUGUGAACAGAACUUGUUCUGACCAAAAACUAAAUCUUAACUUUCCUUUCUUCCUCAGCUUGACAUUUAUAAAUAAACACAAACAACUCAAGUGUUACCAGGAGGCCAAUACAGUGUCAAAGAGCACACAAGUACUUUGUCUCUCAGUUCCCUCUGUUCCUACAAGUGCUUUCUUGAUCUUCUGCACAGCUCAGGUUCAGCAAUAGGAGGGAGCAAUAUUUUUUUUUUUACAUUUUAAUGUUCAUAUCCUGGAAGUUAUGCUGAAAUAAUUGAUAAUUUUAACUUCAGAGUCCGAUAAUUGGCAACGGUUGUAUGUACAGAAGUGCCUUUUGCUUUAGCAUACACCAGAAGAUCAGUUUUUACAUUGUGGAAUAUAUGUUAUAUGCCUUAACACUGGACAACACAUAUGUAGACGGCAAGACAUACAGGGAAUUUAAAUACAUGAAGUAUAUGUUAAUUUAUUUUGAAAAUUCUAUUAAGGAAUCAGGUUUAAUGAAAACACUUGUUUUUAAAGAAUUUAAGAGAUUAUGCCAUGUUUGUGCCAGUAAUUGGAUGCCAGGGUUCGUGUCUGUCAAGUUCCUGGCAAAGCAUCACAUGCUGUAAUAGAAGCCAUUCACAGCUGCAUUCCAAAACCUUUCCUGACCUGCAGGGCAGAUCACAAGAAAGGAAUGCCAUCCUUUCUAGCUUGUCAUAGCACAUGCAUGUAACCAUUGGGUAAACUUUGAUAUACUUUAAUGGCUUUUAUCACUGUCAUUACUAAGACAGUUCAUUCUGGCUCAUUGUACUAUCAUUAUUUUUUGUCACAGUCACUCUUCUGUAGAUUCACUACAUUUUCAGCUCUGUAUUAAAAGCACCUGUUUCAAGCGGUUCGGAGACAUUUUUGGGGUUUGUAAAAUUGUGCUCACUCAUGCUGUGUUUCUUCAUGUCAUAAAACUGAAAUAAAUGGUAAAAGAAUGUU